AUGCCCCUAUUUCGAGAUCCGGAUCGGCGGCGCCAUUAUCUAUGGUCACCAGACCAUAGACAAGAACAACCAACUACAGGGUCCUCCGAGUCCCUCAAUGAUCUUCACCACCGAGUUUCACAAGAUUUUGCAGAACCUGUGUCUAAAUAUUCAGAGCUCUCGCUGCCAACGGAGCCGGACAUGCCAGGACCGUGGUCCAACGACCGGGAGGAGCUCAUACAUCGUAUCAAGGAAUCUUCGCCUUGGAGACUUCAACCCGUGUCUACUGACAGGGAAGAUGGUGACGUCUUCAUGCCCCGCAGGUCACAGGAACAGCAUCAAAGUGUAGAACAACAUCAAGAACCUUCUACUGAAUAUCAACAUCGUAUAGAUGAGACAGAAGAACUGGGAUCGCCGGCCGAUAUCCAGAGACCUCGGUCAGCGUUACACUCAGGCGACUUCAGAGAAGGCGCCACAGAUCACCAUGAUCCACCAACUCCCAGGCCUCUAUUUAAGGAGCGAAGUACAGCUUCUCCUUUUCCUCACUUGAGUUCUUCUCCUACAACUCCCUGGUUUGGAGCUCCGGCAUUUGCAUCCUUACAAACACCAGCCACAUCAAAUGGCAAUCCGCAAUCCAUUCCGUUCGGCGGGAACACCCGUGCUCGGGCACCUUCAUUGGGUUCGUUCUCUUCAAGCUAUGUGCUCAAGGCUCCAACAAGUCCGCUAGUAUAUCAAGCAAAUAAUACGGACCUGGAUUUUUCGCCUCGCAUCGAACCCGUGGAUGUAUCGGACCCUUCAGAGAAAGCGAACCGCCGCCGCACGUUGCCCCCAGAGACUUUCGGACAUUUUCAAUUUGCUCCGCCAAGCCAAAGCCAACAUGCCUUGAACAUUGGCAGUCCAUGCCCGCCCGGGAGACAGCGGGAUUUGUUCGCCAAUCAAAACUCUCAUCCUCGCCGUUCAUUGACUUCAGCCUAUAGUCUUCAGCUUGCACCAUCACCUGCUGGUCAGGUCCUGCCAUCUCAUUUCAGAAGGCCAUCUCUGAGCGGAGACAACUCGUCUAAACCACAUGCUCCGAUGGUAGGUUCUUACGAGGAGUCCAUCUUGCGGGGACGGAUGUCCAUGAAUCCUUCCAAGCCGCUGGAUUUCACGGCUCAGAUCGGUGUGCUUGGAAAAGGCAAAUGCAAAGGUCACCUUAAAUGCCCACCACAUGUUACGGUGCCUUUCCCAGUUGUUUUUUACAGCUACCCGACCUCGGGCAGCGGACGGUCUAUCUCAGAUGACAACCCGAGUCCAUAUGUGGGACAAAUUGACCUGGAGAACUCACUUCCAAAAGAGCAUGAAGCUCCAACUAGACGUCGCAGGCGACACGCAAGUCCAGCAGUACAUCGAGAAGACCCACCUGGUACAGAUGGAGCAAACGUUCCCCGAAUGUCCGAAGCAGACAGUCGCCGGCGCAGAGAGAAGAAGAGUCGCAGGUCCGAAUCACCUAAAUGCCCUCCGGGGGGGUCUUAUCGAAUACCACAGCAAGGCCAGCUGCAGAUCAUAAUCAAGAACCCUCAUAAAACAGCAGUCAAGCUGUUUUUGGUUCCGUAUGACCUCGGGGAUAUGGAGCCUGGUACAAAGACCUUCAUUCGGCAACGCAGUUAUUCGGCUGGUCCGAUCAUCGACAUGCCACUCAGUGCACGAAAGAACUUUGGUACCGAUCGUCCGGAGGCUUCUUUAAAUGCUACCGAAGAUCCUCAAGACAAACCGACUCUGCGAUAUUUGAUCCAUCUAAAUAUUUGCUGCCCCGCAAGUGGGCGCUUUUAUCUGCAUUCGAGCAUUCGGGUGGUAUUUGCCAAUCGGGUUCCAGAUGGCAAAGAGAAGCUACGAAAUGAAAUUCAAACUCCUGAGCCUAGAUAUAGCUCAUACAAACCUUCUCGAGAUUCUUCGCCGGCGACAAGUGCGAAUGCACGAGCGGCGAUUGAGAAAGCAUCUCGCAGAAGGAGUGUCGGCCAGGGAUCAAUCCCUUCCUUCCGUCCUCAUUUGUCGUCACCAGGCGGCCUCCCCUCGCAGCUAGAGGUUCCAACACCCAUGGAUCUUGAUGAUUCCUUCCACCUAAGUCCACGUUCGCAAACUUCGUCUCUGUAUAACAAGCUCACCAAAGAUGAUGUGGGAUACGGGGGCCAUCCUUUCAUACCGAGUCAGACUGGUCCGGAAGUCGGUGAGAGCUUGCUUGCGAAAAGACUCCGAGGCCUCGAUGUCCAUCGAACCGAAUCAUCCUCCGUGGAUGAGCGCCAUCCGCACUCACUGGACCUUCGCAGCCGACUCCACCCCUUUCAUAACCAUCAUCGUCAUCAUUAA
Penicillium antarcticum is the source of this 2322-nucleotide messenger RNA. RefSeq lists its product as uncharacterized. The coding region runs from base 1 to 2322 and encodes 773 amino acids. The transcript has 2 exons. NCBI's taxonomy places the organism in Eukaryota, Fungi, Ascomycota, Eurotiomycetes, Eurotiales, Aspergillaceae. The record is from RefSeq and is a predicted model, not a curated record.